UGUGUGUGUUAGUGUGUGUGUGUGUGUUAGUCCGUGUUAGUGUGUGUGUGUGUGUGUUGUGGUUCCUUGCUAGUGAAGCAGUGAAUCAUUCAUUUCUUGCCCCUGAAGGUAAAUCGGGUUCAGCCUCGGCCCGUUGCCAUGGUUACGUCAUUAUGAAAACAUGACCUGUUGAUUCAGCUCCAUUCAUCAGUCACUCAUCGGUCCAAACCUGCCUGAAGCUCCGACACCAGUCAGUUAAUCUGGUUCCCCGGAGAGUUUAUUACUGCCAUCAAUCAGGACAGGAAACAGGAAAUGGAUCAAUCUGAUUGGUUCCUGACAAUCCGAGCCAUCGGUCUGACCAAUCCCUGAAGGAAGAAUUGGAGAGAUGGGCGGGGCUUGUGUGACAGUCAGACCCAUCACUACGGCUGGGCUGGACCGAGUCGGAACAACGUCACAGCUUCAUAUCAGUCAGUCUUGAUCAUUAUUGAUCAGUUUAGUGUUUAAUCUGUCAAACUGCUGACCAGACGUUUCCUGUUUCAGGUUGUUGCUAGGCAACUGAAGAAUGCCUAGCAAUUCUCUCCCCGCAGCUCUUGGCGGUGGGCGUGGCCUGGACGUCUCAGUGGGCGGGAUCAGACGGCAGCGCAGAGACCUCCGCAUCCGGCUGCCAUAUGAUGACCAAAUGAUGUCAUAUCCAGCCUUGCAAGCAGGAGGCGGAGCCAACGACCUGUACUACCAAUCAGAAGACUGGAGAGGGCGGGGAAUCGACCAGGCUCUGCAGCGAUUGGUGGAGAGAGACCAGAGGCGGGAGCAGGAGGAGGAGCAGCGAGCAGCCAACAGGAUGCAGGAGCCUCUGACGUCACAUUUUAUUCAGAAUAAGCUCCAGAGCCAAUCACGUUCUCCCACAGCUUACCUGGCUGCUUUGCUCCGCCUCCUGAGCGAGGCAGAGAGCGCGGGAUUGGUCGGCCCCGGAGACGUGGAGGUGAUGGAGGAGGAGGAAGAUGAGGAGGAGGAGCAGGGGCCUCCAGGGGACCUCCAGACCACCGAUGCUGCAGACUACGAUGAGACGGGGCGGGGCGUGAGCAUGGGGCGGCCCGGCGCCCCCUGGUGGGACCUGGUGGAGCCGCAGCUGGACAGGAUGGAUCCCCGGCUGGUCCAGAGUCUGCUGCAGAGAACCAGGGAGUACGGACGGACCUCAGCGGCACCGAGCCGAGACCAGGACGCCCUCAGGCGGAUGGUUGCUAAGAUGCUGUCUAGUGUCGGCCCUAACGACGCCCAGGUGAUGAUGUCAUCAGGCCGCAGAGCAAAGAGGGACUUGUCCGCCAUGGCCGAACCCGUUAGCCCCGCCCACAGACGAACCCGCCGCUCCCUGGACGGCCAGUCGCCUAGCAACGAGCCGUCCCUCCUCCGAGUAAAGAGGCUGGACGACGAAGAGGAAGAGGAGGAGAAGCUCCGCCCACGAGGACCCGGGCUGCAAAGGAUGAAACGCAUCAAUACCAUGGCAACCGCUGAGCUGGAGGAAGUAAACCACGGGAGGCGCCGCAGGAGGGCUGUGCUGAACUACGACCCCCAGAUGUUGAUGGAUCAGAUUCUGGAUUACCUGAGGGAGUGAGAGGAGGAAGAGGAGGAGGAGGAAGAUGGUUUGGGUCGUGUCUCACAUUUUUAUUGUUCGUAUCGUUUCUUUGGUUUUGCUGCUUGUGUAAUCUGAGCGGAUCAAAUGUUUGUUGUAUAAAUCAGGAAGAAUUUUCAAGAAGAAGCAAAGUUCUGAUCUAACAUGUCCCAACACUACAUUACCCAUGAGCCUCGGCUGGUACGCAGUGAUGAUGGUUUCUAUUUACGCUCCGAUUCCAUGAGUUUCUAGGCUGAAAAACAACGAGAGCGCCCCCUGCUGUUGGAUUUGUGACGCUGUGAAGGAUCAGCAGGUUUAAUAAAUAAAUCAGUCUGGUUUAAAUUGGGUUGUCUCACACAGAGACCCAAACGUCCUCACUUCCUGUUUAAAAACAUAGAAUGCUAACAGUAGCUAGCUAGCUCCGGUUUUCCAGAGCAGCAUCAAAGCUGACCUCUGACCUUCAGACACAAAGUUCUCAUUGACUGACUUCUAGCAGCAAGGCUUGCUGGGAGUCGUAGUUGACAGGUUCCCUCUGUUAGGACAAAUGGACAUGUGAUGAACAGUGUUUGUGACCGUGGCAACAGCUUCUCAGCUCUGUGAUUGGUUGCUGGUUGUCGAUGUUCCUGUACCUUCAGCUUGUUGCUGUGCUGACUCGUCCGUCUGUGGAGAAACUUUGAUUUGUGUCACAAUAAGAAAUAAAGUUAUUAAAUUCA
This is a messenger RNA of Poecilia reticulata (guppy), 2298 nucleotides long. NCBI's taxonomy places the organism in Eukaryota, Metazoa, Chordata, Actinopteri, Cyprinodontiformes, Poeciliidae. The record is from RefSeq and is a predicted model, not a curated record.